Closterium sp. Naga37s-1 is the source of this 1356-nucleotide messenger RNA. NCBI's taxonomy places the organism in Eukaryota, Viridiplantae, Streptophyta, Zygnematophyceae, Desmidiales, Closteriaceae. The record is from the annotation of a GenBank genome assembly.
AUGGUGGUGGAUAAGGUGGCGUCGAGAGCAUACAUCGGGCAAUUUAGUGGCGAUGGCGACCUGUUUGUGGCUGGUUUCCAGGACCGUCGGAUCCGCGUGUACGAUGUGGAUCGAGGGUGGGCAUUGAGGAAGGAUGUGAUCGCUCGCAAUCUCCGGUGGACCAUCACCGACACUGCUCUCUCUCCCGACCAGCGAUUCCUGGUAUAUGCAUCCAUCACACCCAUCGUGCAUCUGGUGAACGUCGGCUAUGGGAGCGGGGAGGUUGAGUCGCUUGCCAAUGUCACUGACAUUCACGAGGAGUUGAACUUCACAGCAGUGGAGUCACGGCGCAGGGAGCGCAGUUUUGGCAUCUGGUCGCUGCAAUUCUCAUCCGACGGCCGGGAGCUCAUCGCAGGCAGCAGCGAUCGCUCGCUCUACGUGUUUGAUCUGGAGAGGAACCAACCGAUUCUCCGAGUGAAAGCGCACCAGGACGAUGUAAAUGCUGUGGCUUUUGCAGACGAGACCUCCCAACUCAUCUACUCCGGCAGUGACGACCGCAUCUGCAAGGUGUGGGACCGCCGGUUGUUAGACAACACCGAGCCCAUUGGCCCGUUGCGCCUCCUCGACCCCGUUGGACCUCCUCCCUUCAGUCACUCUGCUGGCGGAGCUGCUAGCGCUGCUGGUUCUGCUGCUGGUGGUGCUGUCCGUGCUGGCGCUGGUGCUGGUGCUGCUGGUGUUGCUAGUGGUGGUGGUGGCGGUGGUGGGGGGGAGAGGCAGGGGGUGGGGUGUCGGAACAAGCCAGUGGGAGUGCUGGUGGGGCACACAGAGGGUAUAACGCAUCUGGCUUCUAAAGGGGAUGCGCGAUGCUUCCUUACUAACGGCAAGGACCAGACGAUGAAGCUGUGGGAUAUCCGAGUCAUGAUGGACCAUGCUGCUUAUGAGGACCUCCCCCCUCCGCGAAUCCCCUUCUUCCAGUGGGACUAUCGCUGGAUGGACUACCCCGGCAGGGGCAUGAGGGUGGCCCACCCCAACGACCAGUCACUCAUGACCUACCGCAACCACCACGUGCUGCAGACGCUCAUCCGCUGCUACUUCUCCCCUCUGCACUCCACGGCUCAACGAUUCGUGUAUUCCGGGUCACACGAUGGUGCUGUCUACAUCUUUGACUUGUUGACAGGCAAGCAGGUAGCAAAGCUGAAGCACCACGGAUCAACUGUCAGGGAUUGCUCCUGGCACCCCACACGACCAGCCCUGGCGUCGGUGGGGUGGGACGGGAAGGUGGCUCUGUGGGAGAGCUUUCACGGGGAGACUCCGCCUGAGUGCAAGAAGAUGCGGCAGAUUCCCGUCACCAACCACGAGGAUAUAUUUGAUGAGUAG